Emiliania huxleyi CCMP1516 is the source of this 474-nucleotide messenger RNA. RefSeq lists its product as hypothetical. NCBI's taxonomy places the organism in Eukaryota, Haptophyta, Isochrysidales, Noelaerhabdaceae. The transcript has a single exon. The record is from RefSeq and is a predicted model, not a curated record. Gene Ontology annotation, molecular function: acid phosphatase activity. The annotation marks the transcript as partial.
GCGAGGCUCCCAGCCGGCGCCGCGCUGCCAAAGCUCAUCGUUUUCGAUCUCGACAACACUCUCUGGACGCCAGAGCUGUACCAGGUGGCGAGGAGGGUCAAGGCAGCACCUGUCGCCGGCCGGGACGUCAAGCUCUUCCCUGCCGCGGCGGCGGCGCUGCACGAGAUUGACACGUGCGAUCGUUGGGAGGGAACGCAGAUCGCGGUGGCCUCGCGCACAAACCAGGGAGACUGGGCGCGGACUUUACUCGACGCGUUUGAAGUGCCGGGCGACCCCAGUCGCCGCCUUUCGGACCUCGUCGCGUACCAGGAGAUCUACACGGGCAACAAAAGGGCGCACUUUGAGAGCCUGCGCCGGCGCAGCGGGCUGCCGUUUGGCUCCAUGCUCUUCUUCGACGACGCGCGCGGCGGCCGGUUCGGAAACUGCGAGCCGGUCGCGCGGAUGGGUGUGCUCUCUGCGCACUGCCCCAACGGG